AUGGCACCGCAGGCCACUCAGGAUAUUGUCUCUCGUGAAAAUGGCAAGCGAUGGCUGCCCACUGCCAAACAGGACCAGAGCGCCCUUGAGGCCUUGUCGCAGGGCACGCCCCUCCGUGGCAUCCCAACAUUCCCGUCAUUCCAUGAGCAUCGCACCCAUAUACUGGAACACAUGGCGGCCGCAUUCCGCAUCUUCGCCCGAAAUGGCUACACCGAAGGCAUGGCCGGCCACAAUUCUGUUCGUGAUCCCGAACACCCUCACACCUUCUGGACGAACCCCCUGGGCCAUGCAUGGGCGCUGAUGCGAGCUUCCGACAUGAUAUUAGUCAACUACGAGGGCAAGGCGAUCGGCGGCAACAUGAGCCGCCCAUCGAACAGCGCCGGAUUCUUUAUCCACAGCUCUCUGCACAAGGCCAGGCCCGAUGUAAACGCGGCAUGCCAUGCGCACUCCAUCCACGGCAAGGCGUGGUCCGCGUUCGGCAGACCCCUAGAGAUGAUCAACCAGGAUGCCUGCGUGUUUUAUGGCGAAGCCCAGGCUAUCUAUAAGGACUUUGGAGGAGUUGUGUUCGACGACGCUGAAAGUCAACGACUCGCCGAUGCCCUUGGGCCUAAGGGCAAAGUCCUCAUGCUCACAAAUCACGGCCUCUUGACAGUAGGGGAGACGGUGGAUGAGGCGGCGUACCUGUUCACGUUGAUGGAAAGGAGCUGCCAGAUCCAGCUAAAGCAGACGCCGCGGCUGCUCAUGGGAUGGAAAAGGUGUAUAUAG
This is a messenger RNA of Talaromyces atroroseus, 765 nucleotides long. Its product is annotated as Meiotically up-regulated gene 14 protein. The transcript has a single exon. Gene Ontology annotation, molecular function: actin filament binding. Bases 1 to 765 code for a protein of 254 amino acids. Gene Ontology annotation, cellular component: cytoskeleton. The record is from RefSeq and is a predicted model, not a curated record. NCBI's taxonomy places the organism in Eukaryota, Fungi, Ascomycota, Eurotiomycetes, Eurotiales, Trichocomaceae.